AUGAUGCACUUCGAAGAGUGUUUUAAAAGAAUAAAUGUUUUCUUGAAAUUAAUCGGUCUGAGUAUAGACAACGAUGACCAUAAUAAAACUAUGGUACAAAGAUUACGGAAACAUUGGAUGUGUUUCAUUCAUUUUUUUUCGUUCAACAUUUUGGUUUUGGGGGAAAUAAUAUGGCUGAUCCAAGGUUUAAUUUAUGGAGUUACAUUGUGGGAAAUUACAUACUUAACACCCUGCCUCACACUAUGUUUUCUUGGAAACUUUAAAGUUUACUUUUUUCUUCGUCACAUGCAUCAUGUUAGCGAGUUGGUCAAGGCUUUAAGACAGUUACACAGUUCUAUUAAGGAGACCGACGAAGGAAUGGCAGAUGAAGCGAAAAAAUGGCUGCUGUUUUUAACCUCAAUCUCGAACUUAAUUCUGUUGCUAUUUAUCUUAGGUGCAACCGCUUUUGCGUUAGGUCCAUUUGUGAUAUCUGGUUCACAUUAUUACACUACUGGUGAAAUAAAAUUAUUUGUACCUUUCCUCAUUUGGUAUCCUUUUGAUCCGUUUGAUAUAAGAAUUUGGCCUUUCGUAUAUCUUAAUCAACUUUGGGCAGCAUGGGUGGCUAUAUUCUCUGUCUACGGCCCCGACUGUUUCUUCUUCACAUGUUGUACUUUUAUUCAAAUUCAAUUUCUGAAACUGCAACAUGACAUGGAAACGAUGGUUAAAGAAGGUUCCAGAGAUCGAGAAGAGAGCACAAAGAAUACAUUUAAAGCAGAUCUGGUAGAUAUUGUCAACAAACACAGGGAGCUUAUGCGUUGUGUGGAUUUAUUAGAGACGAUUUUUUCAAAAUCCACUCUACUCAACGUUAUGACCAGCUCCUUAAUCAUUUGUGCAGCGGGCUUCAAUUUGAUGGCUAUCAAAAACCUCGCACUAAUGGCUCCAUUCACCUCAUUUCUCACAUUUGGUUUCAGCCAAAUAUUUUUCCAUUGCUAUUAUGGGGAUUACAUAAUGAGAUCUAGUAUGGGUGUAGGCGAUGCUGUUUACAACAGUCGUUGGUAUGAAACAGGAGCGGCCGAGAGGAAAUAUCUUUUGAUUGUUUUACUUCGAUCUCAAAAACCAUGCAGAUUAACAGCUUACGGGUUUACGGAUAUUAAUUUAAGGGCAUAUACUCGAAUUUUGAGUACAUCGUGGUCGUAUUUCGCUCUUCUGAAACAAAUGUAUAAUUAA
Molecule: messenger RNA, 1206 nt
Organism: Spodoptera litura
Lineage: Eukaryota; Metazoa; Arthropoda; Insecta; Lepidoptera; Noctuidae
Product: odorant receptor 4-like
Biological process (GO): sensory perception of smell; detection of chemical stimulus involved in sensory perception of smell
Cellular component (GO): plasma membrane
Molecular function (GO): odorant binding; olfactory receptor activity
Source: RefSeq, a predicted model, not a curated record